Messenger RNA from Theobroma umbraticum, 3968 nucleotides. It is a transcript of the gene TRE1, whose product is annotated as trehalase 1. The record is from RefSeq and is a predicted model, not a curated record. Gene Ontology annotation, molecular function: alpha,alpha-trehalase activity. Gene Ontology annotation, biological process: trehalose catabolic process. Lineage: Eukaryota; Viridiplantae; Streptophyta; Magnoliopsida; Malvales; Malvaceae.
CAAUGUAGUUGAGUAGUGGGUGUAAGUUUUAAGUAAAUGGAAUAGUGGUAUUUGAUAGUGUGUCACGUGUAUUUUUAAGAAGUAAGGAAAGAUAAAAAAAGUAAAACACAUGUACUUCAAAGAAAGGUUAAGAGGAAAUCCUCUUAACUAUCUCCAUAUUUGAACCAUCAAGUCAAAUUCUCUAGAACAUCCCAUAUGUGAAGGUAACUCAUAAACCUUGUCACUUGUUCUAAGUUACUUUCACUUUUCCAUACAAAUAGUUGUUCCAUACUUGUAACACUUUGGGCGCUUUUACGGUUGGAACUUCAGAACUUUCUGCGGUUGGAACUAUCUUGGGCGCUUCUGUACUUGGAACGCCCUUGGGUGUUUCUGUGCUUGGAACACCCCUAGGCGCUUUUGUACUUGGAACGCCCCUGGGUGCUUUUGCGCUUGGAACGCCUCUAGGCGCUUCUAUACUUGGAACACCUUAGGUGCUUCUGUACUUGGAAUGCCCUUAAGAGCUUCUGUACUUGGAACACCCCUAGACGUUUCUACGCUUGAAACUUCCCUGAACGCUUCUGUACUUGGAACACCUUAGGCGUUUUUGUGCUUAGAAUACCCUUAGGUGCUUUUGCGUUUGGAAUGCCUCUGGGUGUUUUUGUGCUUGGAACAUCCUUAGGUGUUUUUGUGCUUGGAACGCCCCUGAGUGCUUCUGCGCUUAGAAUUCCCGUGGGCGCUUCUAUAUCUAGAACGUCCCUGGACGCUUCUGCGCUUGGAACACCUUGAGCGCUUCUGUACUUGGAAUGCUUCUGGGUGCUUCUGUACUUGGAAUGCUUCUGGGUGCUUCUGUAUUUGGAACACCCUAGGCAUUUUUGUACUUGGAAUGCUUCUGCAGUUGAAACGCCUUUGGGCGCUUCUAUACUUGGAACACCUUAGGCACUUCAGCACUUGGAACAUCUCAGGGAAUACUUGGAAUGUAAUUAUUUUGUAAAAUCAAAAUUAGGUAUCUACAAUGAGAAUAUGAUUCUCUAAUACAAGGGCUCCGGUGAUGAGGAGUAUGAUAAUGCUGCAACAAAGUCGUUCCAAUUCCUGAAAGCUCCAUCAGCUAGAGCUUCAUCUGUGGAACUAAACGCACUCUGAGGAGCAUCCAUCUCUCUCUCUUCCUCUUUUUAGUGUUUUUUUUUUUGGCGUUUGGUUAGAAGAAACUACGAAUUCGAGUAGUUUGUUGAAACGUUAGGUCUCUUUUUGGACUUUUGGAGCUGAAAUUGGACUAAAAUGGCGAUUCAAAAAUCUAAAAUCUGCAAUGAUUUUACCAUGUUCUAUAAGACAGGUUUUGGUAUUUAUUGUUAAUUGCUACUUUUUUCUGGACAAACUCUAAUUUUGAAAAUAGUAAUUAAAGUAUUCUUAUAACGUAUAAAAGGCUUGAUUAAAUUUCUUUUUAAGCGAUUUCUAGAUCAAAGUUUCUCUUUCUCAUUUAUUUAUGCAUCUGUACUUAUAAAGUUGAAAAUCGACUUUUUUUAAGCAUUAAAAAUACUUUUUGUAUGAAAAGUUGAAAUUUCAAAUUAAAAAUUAUUAUAUAUCCAGAAUAGGUUAAUAGUUUGGAGUCACAAAAAUGAUAUUUUAAUUUUAAUAUUUGAACACUUAAUUCAAGGACUAGAACAUAUAUUGUCAUGUGAAAGAUUGAGUUUUGAAUUUUUUUUAAUUAAAAACUGAAUAUCAUGCAAAUGUAACCAUAAAAAUGUUGAAAAUAGUUGUGACAUGUCACGUUCAGAUUCGAUUGAAUUUAAUAAAAACAAAUUUGUAAAGUUUUUUAAAUAAUUUUGAAAAAUGUAGGUAUUACGCUACUAUGGUCCUGCGCUUGGCCUUUGCUUUUGAUUUCUCCGCUGCCAUGUCCUCAGUUCCAAACAGAAAAGGUUUAGUCACUACUGAUAUGAUUUACUAGUCUCCAGUCACAUUUCCCCACUUGGCUCGCCUCGGCCUCCAUCAAUUUUAGUCAACCUCAAACGCUUCCAACGGACUGCCCACAUGCUCAUACCCAUUGACUAUCGUCCUUAACGACAAGCUUAGGCAACCACAAGUUCUCAUUGCUAACGUUUUGCAGGGGAAAAAAAAAACCAGUCCUUUUGUCUUGUUUUUCUUCUCUUACAUUCAACGUCAAUAAUCAUGUCUCAUUCAAUCGUUUGCAAUUCUGGCCAUCAUGGCUUCCUUUCAGUCUCAGACCAACUGUGAAAAACUGUUUCUUUCUCUUGUUUCUGUUUUCUUUCUUUUACUGUCACUGCCUCCCAUGUGUGCCGUAAACUCAGUUUCAGCUCCUUUGCCGUGCGGUAAAGAUUCUGGGCCUGAAGUUCCCACAAUCCCGUUACUUGGUUUGCUUCAACGUAUCCAGGAAACUGCUUUGAAAACUUAUAGGAAAUCAAGCUUUGAUCCUAAGGACUAUGUGGAUUUAUCAUUAAAGUUUAAUCUUUCAACCACUGUGGAGGCAUUCGAUAAACUUCCCAAGACUGCAAAUGAGUCCGUGUCUGUUAAGGAUUUGGAUGCUUUUAUAGUAAAGUACUUUAAAGGUGCAGGGGAGGAUCUCGUCUAUGCUGACCCAUUGGAUUUUGUACCUGCGCCUCAUGGCUUUUUGCCCAAGGUGAAGAACCCAGAGGUGAGGGCUUGGGCUUUGGAGGUUCAUGCUUUGUGGAAGAAUUUGAGUAAGAAAGUUUCGACCUCGGUUCAUUAACAUCCUGAAUUGCAUACUAUGCUUCCUUUGCCAGGGCCUGUCGUGAUUCCUGGUUCACAAUUCAGGGAGGUUUAUUAUUGGGAUUCUUACUGGGUUAUCAGGGGCCUGCUGGCAAGUAAAAUGUAUGAGACUGCAAAAGCAAUUGUGACUAAUCUCAUUUCCUUGCUAGAUACAUGUGGUCAUGUUCUUAAUGGUGCAAGAGCCUAUUAUACCAACCAAAGCCAGCCUUCCCUCCUGAGUGCAAUAGUUUAUGAAAUAUACAAUCGGACUGGUGAUAUGGAAUUGGUGAGGAAGGCUUUCCCACCACUGCUUAAAGAAUAUCAAUUUUGGAACUCAGAAAUACAUAAGGUGAUUAUCCGUGAUGCUGAGCAGGGGAAUCACUCUUUAAAUCGGUAUUAUGCAAUGUGGAACAAACCCAGGCCUGAAUCGUCAACCAUGGAUAAAAAAUUUGCUUCAAAGUUAUUGAAUGAUUCUGAGAAAUAGCAAUUUUACCGAGAGUUGGCUUAAACUGCUGAAUCUGGAUGGGAUUUCAGCACAAGAUGGAUGAGGAAUCCUUCUGAAUUUACAACUUUGGCUAAAAAAAUUUUACUUGUUGAUUUAAAUAUAUUCAUACUAAGGAUGGAACUUGACAUUGCCUUCUUCGCAAAAGUUGUUGGAGAGAAUACUGUUGCAGAAGAUUUCCUCAGAGCUUCUCAGACAAGACGGAAAGCAUUCAACUCUGUUUUUUGGAAUGAAAAGAUGGGACAAUGGCUGGAUUAUUGGCUCAAUAAUAAUGCUGCAUGCGAGGAAUCUCAGACUUGGGAAGCUCAGAACCAGAAUCAAAAUGUGUUUGCUUCAAACUUUGUUCCCUUGUGGAUUGAUUCGUUCAACUCAGAUACUCCUCUGGUAGAAAAGGUCACGAGAAGUCUUCAAAGUUCAGGCCUGUUAUGUGCUGCUGGAAUUGCAACCUCUUUGACAAAUUCAGGAAAUCAAUGGGACUUCCCAAAUGGUUGGGCUCCACUUCAACACAUGAUAGUUGAAGGUUUGUCAAGAUCUGGAUCGACAGAAGCAAGAUCAAUUGCAAAAGACAUUGCUGAGAGGUGGAUCAAAACCAACUACAUUGCCUACAAGAAGACAGGCGCAAUGCAUGAAAAAUAUGAUGUGGAAAAGUGUGGUGAAUACGGUGGUGGUGGUGAAUACAGACCCCAGACCGGUUUUGGUUGGUCCAAUGGAGUAGUGUUGGCAUUCUUGGAGGAGUUUGGAUGGCCUAAAGACCAAAAGAUAGACU